AUCAGUUGCAAAUUUUAAACAUACACGCUUCCGCAGAAGAUUUCGCCCCCAAAUACCAUUUCCCCUAUAAAAGCGAAGAUUUUUUCUGAGCUUAUAUCAUUUUCUACGGUGACUGAGAUUUUGCUUAAACCCUAGCCGCUUCACUCUUUUCUCUCUCGAACUUGGAAGGCUUAAGCUAAGUCUUCAAUCAAAAUGGCUUUCUGUAACAAGAUUGGAAACCUCUUGAGGCAAGGUGCUACCCAGAGCACUCAAGCUCCUGUUUCAUCCAUGCUUAACUACUUGCGCCACAUGUCUUCAAGCAAGCUCUUCAUCGGAGGCCUUUCUUACAAUGUUGAUGAUCAGUCUCUUAGGGAUGCAUUUACAACCUACGGAGAUGUGGUUGAGGCUAGAGUUAUCACUGAUAGAGAGACUGGAAGAUCAAGGGGAUUUGGAUUUGUCAACUUCACCAGUGAAGAGUCCGCAACUUCAGCACUCUCUAUGGAUGGACAGGAUUUAAAUGGGAGAAACAUCCGUGUGUCCUAUGCAAAUGAUAGACAGGCUGGCGGACCUCGUCCCGGAGGUGGCUACGGCGGCGGUGGUGGAUACAGCGGCGGCGGUGGUGGAUACAGCGGAGGCGGUGGCGGUGGUUGGUGAUGCAAACUUUUAAUUUGAUGCACUUUUUUUUUCCUGUGUUGAGUUCUUGUGUCUAAAAAUUUUAUGAAGUUGUUAAGGCCCAAGUGGUCGGUCACUAAUUAGUGAAAUGUCAUGGUUUUUUGACGUCGUUGGCACAUUUUGGUUAGUCAGUGUUUUUGUAGGUCGUGUGUCUUUCUAACUCUGAAAAUAAGAUAGUAGAAUGUUAUGUGGUUUCUAUAACUCUUAAUUGUUAUUCUGUUUAUGAGAAUAGUUGUGGCACGAAAACUGCAGUAUUUAGGUAUAUUUUUGGCUGA
Molecule: messenger RNA, 926 nt
Organism: Medicago truncatula (barrel medic)
Lineage: Eukaryota; Viridiplantae; Streptophyta; Magnoliopsida; Fabales; Fabaceae
Product: glycine-rich RNA-binding protein 2, mitochondrial
Exons: 5
Coding region: 193-633 (146 amino acids)
Molecular function (GO): RNA binding
Source: RefSeq, a predicted model, not a curated record